Messenger RNA from Tigriopus californicus, 2444 nucleotides. Its product is annotated as solute carrier family 26 member 6-like. Gene Ontology annotation, biological process: transmembrane transport. The transcript is spliced from 11 exons. Gene Ontology annotation, cellular component: membrane. The record is from RefSeq and is a predicted model, not a curated record. NCBI's taxonomy places the organism in Eukaryota, Metazoa, Arthropoda, Copepoda, Harpacticoida, Harpacticidae. The coding region runs from base 237 to 2345 and encodes 702 amino acids. Gene Ontology annotation, molecular function: oxalate transmembrane transporter activity; bicarbonate transmembrane transporter activity; sulfate transmembrane transporter activity.
AUUCAUAGGGGGAAAUUGAAGCAGGAAAGAAAGGUAGAUCGGACGAGGCCAGCCUUAGAGCAAGCAAGUGUAGAAAGCUCAAAGGCCAGCUGAGCGCGAGUAACAAAUAACCCGCUGAAGGUCGGCAAAAGUUUUGGCAACAACCUCAAUGUUGGUCGGGAACCGUUCCUUGACGGACAUUGGUACGUUCGUGAGUUGAAAUAUCUGGUGACCGUUAAUUGCUUGAACAGUCGAGGAUGAUGACGGGGACAGGCGUCCCGAGCAUUCGUUCCAAUAGCGAGCCCUCAACCUUUGCCGAGACCGAGGACGACGCCAAUGAGGACGAGUAUGAUAAAUUUUCCAUCUCCUUGAAUCUGGGAGUCAGAACGAAUCCGAGAAUGGCCGCGUACAGAGUGGAUGACUCCAGCGACGAUGAGUCCAUGAAGGCUGAGGUGAAGCUGGACCGAUUGGCUUACAAUCAGGUCAAGUUCAAUGAGCGAUUCCAAUUUGAACUGCCGUCCAAGAGUAAGAAUACCAUGAGCUUUUGGGGUGCGUGCACCAAGGGUCUUAGGGAGUGGAACCCGUGGACCGUUUUGGUGCGAUUGUUCCCUAUCCUGCACUGGUUGCCCAAUUAUAAUUGGAGAAGUGAUUUUGUGUUCGAUGCAGCGGGCGGGUUCACUGUGGCUGUGAUGCAUAUUCCUCAAGGCAUGGCAUAUGGUAUAUUGGCCUCUGUGGAUCCAAUCGUUGGAAUUUACACAGCCUUCUUUCCAAUUUUGAUCUACAUCCUCAUGGGAACGUCAAGACACGCUUCUUUUGGAACCUUCGCCCUUAUAUCCAUUUUGCUCUUGAGUCCGAUCCAGAAGUACAGCUACUCGCCGAGAAUUCAUGCAGAGGAUGUGUCUUCAUCCACAGAAGAAAAAUAUUCUCAAGCUGAGGUCCUCGCAGCUCUGUCGUUUACAGUCGGUUUAAUUCAGGUUAUGUGCUCUAUUUUUCGACUCGGACAGUUCUGUUCGCUGUUGUCUGAUCCUUUGAUAUCAGGGUUUACCACGGGAUCGGCAUGCUUCGUGUUCACCUCUCAACUUGAGCAUCUCCUUGGGAUCGACAUUCCCAAAUUCUUUGGACCAUUUAAUCUCAUUAAGUUUUAUCGAGAGUUGUUCCUACAUAUCGACGAGACCAAUUUGACAACGUUGACCAUAUCCGUGACUUGUAUAUCGUUUUUGCUUCUCUAUGACCUUGGUCUAAAGAGCCAUGUCAAGUAUUACCUCAAAGGUGUCGAGUUCCCCAUUCAACUUUUGUGCGUGAUCAUCGGGAUCUUGGUGUCUCACUUCUUAAACUUGAACGAGGAUUACGGUGUCAAAAUUAUUGGACUGGUUCCAACCGGAUUGCCAUAUCCAACCAUUCCUCCAGUAAGGCUCAUCCCCAAGAUUGCUGUGGACUCCAUGAUGAUCGCCAUUGUCGGUUUUGUCAUUUCGUAUUCACUCGGGCGUCUCUUUGCCAAGAAGCACGACUACAAAGUGAAACCCUCCCAAGAACUUAUCGCCCAAGGCUGUUCAAGUAUGUUUGGUGCCUUCUUUAAUUCUCUUCCAAUUGCGGCUUCACUCUCAAGAUCUGCCAUCCAAGAGGAAUCCGGAUGUCGGACUCUCAUGUCCACGGCCGUCUCCGCUUUUGCACUCCUUUGGGUACUCCUCUUCGCUGGACCUUUGUUCAAGCCCCUUCCCAAUGCUAUUCUCUCAUCUAUUAUUGUGGUGGCUCUUCGAUCCAUGUUCCUCAAAGUCCGCGAGGUGGUCAGCUUCACUCGAAAGUCCAGUUUCGAUGGGCUGGUUUGGACACUUGCGUUCGUCUCUACGGUGAUCUUAGACGUGGAUUACGGCCUUUUGGUCACCUUCACCGUGAAUGUGCUCAGCGUUUUGCAUAGUAGCUUGACCCCGACGGUUCAAGUGCUUUCUGAGACAGACUUUUUGGAUCUCAACAUCGAUCCGAAGUGUUACCACGAUGUCAUUGAAUCAAGUGAUUGUAUGAUCGUGAAAAUUGCUGGAAAAUUGUGCUUUGCCAAUGCCAUUAAGCUGGAAGAGUCUAUAGAGGACACCAUAAACGAUCAAACCAAUGACAAGACAUUGUCGGAUCAGCCACGAUAUCUAUUACUGGAAAUGUCGGGUGUGUCCGAAAUGGACCCUGCGACGUGGAGUAUUCUUGAUGGUAUUCACAAAGUGUUGUUGAAGAAUAACCAAAUCCUCGUUAUAUCCGGCCUUCAAGGACCUUUGUGGAGCCAACGUCAAUUGAUGAGAAUAUUGGACGUGAUACCGGAACGCCGAUUUUUCCCAACCCUCCAAGACGCUUUAGCUGUGAUCCAUUCGAAACGUAAAUAGUAAAUCAACAUAGGCAUCAACAAAAAUGAAAUCUACUGAUGAACUUGUCAGAACUGUACAAACGUUUAGAAAGGCAAUAUAUUUCUCAUAAAUACUCAG